AUGACGGCGGCCAGCAGUACAACGGAGGUCGACACGACACUGGAGAAGGACAUGAAGAAUAUCAAGGACAAUGUUACGACACCAAAGGAGCAAGAAACCUCUUCUUUGGCCAAGGACGUGGAGGAUGUCAAGGAGCAGGGCGAGACGCCAACUGAGCAAGAAUAUCCUCCUUUGGCCAAGGUGAUCGUUAUCAUUUUGGCUCUUUACCUCGCCGUCUUCUUGGUGGCCCUCGACCAGACCAUUAUUGGAGUCGCGAUUCCCAAAAUUACCGACCAGUUCAAGAGUAUUUCCGAUAUUGCCUGGUAUGGUAGUGCUUACUUCCUCACAUCAACGGCGCUGCAGCCGUCUUAUGGUCGAAUCUACAAGAUUUUCAGCGUUAAAUGGGCCUUCUUAGCAGCCGUUUUUAUCUUCGAAAUUGGUUCUCUCAUUUGUGCGGUGGCUCCUUCUAGCACCGUCUUGAUUGUUGGCAGAGCGGUUGCAGGAAUCGGUGUCGCGGGUAUCUUCUCCGGUGCCCUCGUCAUUAUCUCGAUGACAGUGCCUCUACCAAAGCGACCUCUAGUCUUCGGCAUGUUCGGCAUGAUUUGGGGAUUGGCUUCGAUUGCGGGACCUCUUCUUGGAGGCGUAUUCACCGAUAGUAUCUCGUGGAGAUGGUGUUUCUAUAUCAACCUCCCGAUUGGCGGAGUGUCGAUUGCGGUCAUCCUCUUCAUCCUGCGCCUUCCUGGAACGAACGAAUACGCUGGAAAGCCUAUCCUGGAACGCCUCAGACAGCUGGAUCUCAUUGGUGCAAGCCUGCUUAUGCCCGCCGUUGUCUGUCUUCUCCUUGCGCUUCAGUGGGGAGGCAACAAGUACGCCUGGAACAACUCCCGAAUCAUCGGCCUGUUUGUGGGCUUCGGUUUGCUGGCAAUCCUCUUUGCAAUCUCCCAAGUCUACAUUGGCGAGAAGGCUACUCUGCCGCCUAAUAUAUUGAGACAGCGCAGUGUGCUCGCAUCUUGCAUGUUCGCCCUGUUCUUCGGCGGUGCAUUCUUCCUGCUUGUCUACUACGUGCCAAUCUUCUUCCAGAGUGUGGAAGGUUCUUCAGCUAUGAAGUCUGGUAUUCAGCUACUCCCUAUGAUGCUGGCCACUGUCGUCUCGUCCGUGGUCAUUGGUGGUCUGAUUACUGCUGUCGGAUACUACACGCCGUUCCUGAUCAUUAGUGCCGCCAUUGCAGCCAUCGGCACCGGUCUCAUCACCUUGUACGAUAUCGAUAUUUCCGCUGGAAAGUGGAUCGGCUAUCAGAUUGUGGUUGGUGCAGGUGUUGGUGCAGGAUUCCAGGUCCCAAUGACUGCCGUACAGACUGUUCUCAAGCCGGCAGAUAUCCCCGUCGGCACUGCCGCGGUGAUGUUCUUCCAAACACUAGGAGGUGCUCUUUUCAUUGCCGUUGGUCAGGCCGUGUUCCAGAACGGCUUGAUUAGUGGAGUUGUCAAGUAUGCGCCUAGCGUGGGUCCCGAGGUCAUCGUCGGGGCGGGUGCGACGGAAAUGCGCCAUGUGCUGACCCAAUUGGGACAGCUCGACCAGCUCGACGGCGUUAUCAAGGCUUACAUGAGUGGACUCCGGGAUGCUUACCGUGUCAGUCUUGCGAUUGCUGUGGUGGCAUUUGUGGCGAGUCUGUUCUUGGAGUGGAAGAGUGUGAAGGCCGGUGGUAAUAAGGAUGAGGUGGCUGUCCCCGCCCUGUGA
This is a messenger RNA of Penicillium subrubescens, 1713 nucleotides long. RefSeq names its product MDR family MFS transporter. Gene Ontology annotation, molecular function: transmembrane transporter activity. The transcript has 2 exons. Bases 1 to 1713 code for a protein of 570 amino acids. The record is from RefSeq and is a predicted model, not a curated record. Gene Ontology annotation, biological process: transmembrane transport. Lineage: Eukaryota; Fungi; Ascomycota; Eurotiomycetes; Eurotiales; Aspergillaceae.